AUGCCGCCAAUAAAAGGAAAGAUGUUUUGUUAUUCUGAAGCUGAUAUGGAAGCAGCUAUAGAAGAAUGCAGGCGAGGUGUUCCGACAGCUACUGCUGCCAAAAAAUUUGGUGUACCGAGAGUAACCCUAUUAAAUAAAAUAAAGGGAAAAACACCAAUAAAACGUAAAAUGGGAAGAAACUGUUAUAUGACCGAAGAAAUAGAAAAGAUGUUGGUAACGUGGGCAAAAGCUAUGGUGAAACAAGGAUUUCCAAUAGGGAAAGACAAUUUGCAGGAUAGUGUUAAGAAAAUAGUGGAUGAUUUAAAUUUAGAAACCCCUUUUAAGAACGGUAGGCCUGGAAAGAGAUGGUACAGUAGCUUUUUAAAACGUCAUCCUGAUCUUAUUACAAGACACCCUCAAAAUUUGACUACUUCCAGAGCUAGUGUGACAACAUCUCAAUUGAAGAACUGGUUCGAAGAGGUCAACAUCUACUUAAACGAUAACAACUACAGGGACAUUUUGAACGAACCUCAAAGAAUUUUUAAUAUGGAUGAGACAGCUUUUUUCUUAAAUCCUAAAGGUAAUAAAGUGUUAGCACCUAAAGGAGAAAAAUCAGUUUACCAGCAAAUUAAUGCGGAUGAAAAAGAAUGCUUUACUGUACUUCUAGGUGGGAAUGCUACCGGCGAUGUUCUACCUCCUAUGGUCAUUUUCAAAUAUGAGAGGAUACCAAGAGAGUUAAGUUUGUCUGUUCCUGAAACUUGGAGUUUGGGACGUUCCGAUAAUGGCUGGAUGACCAGAGAGACAUUUUAUGAGUACAUCUGCAAUAUUUUUAACAAAUGGUUGGAUGAUAAUAACGUUCCAAGACCAGUGCUGCUUUUUAUAGAUGGUCAUACUUCACAUCUUUCUUUCCAAGUUAGUAAAUUUUGUUCUGAAAAUGGCAUUAUAUUGAUUGCUCUCUUUCCAAAUGCGACACAUUUACUGCAACCAAUGGAUGUUGCAGUUUUCAGAAGUCUUAAGGGAGCUUGGAAGACUGCAGUGCAUUCUUGGCGGUUAGAAAAUAUUGAUUCUCCCGCUUUACGAAAAAUACAUUUUUGUCCUUUGUUAAACAAGGUACUAAAGGAUACACUGACACCUGCAAUAUUUCAGAAUGGUUUCCGUAAGUGUGGACUUAUGCCGUGGAAUCCUGACGAAGUAUGUUGUAUCCCAGAACCACUGACUAACGAUUUAGCAGAUUUACAAGCCAUGGCAAAAAUUAAGGAACUUGAAAUCGGAAUAAAUUUUUUAGAUAAAUAUAUAGAUGCUGAAAAAAUUUAUCAGUUUAAAGGUUGCAAUGAAUGGUUAGGCGUAAAAGAAGACAUAUCAUUGUUUCAAUUCUACAAAAAGGUAGAAGAAUUGUUAAAUGAGAGCAAAAAAAACCUAACAUCAUCUACUACAUUGACCAGUCAAGAUCUCAUUUCGGAACAAAGCAGCACGACUGCAAUUAAAACUCUAGCUAUGAAUGACGAAAAUCUUAAUGUAACAUUAGAUAUUAUAACAGAAGACCCAAAAACUCCUAGCAAAGUCCCUGAUGACAAUAUUUCUCGAAAUACUCAGAAUAACACGAACAUAAACUCAUUAACAAUGCCUUCCACAUCAACACAACAUAUAUCAGCAGAAAAUUCCUCAAAAGAUAUGAUUAUACCUAGUCCAUUUAAAAGGGCACUGUUUUGGCCAACACCUAAAGAAAACUGUAAAAAAAGGAAGAAAGAAAAAAUACCCUCCGUUGCAUCCUCCCUUCAAUGGCAAAAAUAUCACGAAAGCAAAGAGAAGAAAAAGACAGAAUUAGAAGAAGAGAAAAAAAGAAAAGCUGAAGAGAGGAAAAUGAAGAAAAAACAGAACGAAGAGGCGCGGCAACUUAAAACUGCCCACAAAUUAGCUAACAAAAACCUUAAGACUGUGAAGAAGAAAAUUAAUAACACUGAAUAUAGUAGUGACACGAGUACUGACACUGAAUGGGUAGAAUCUGGAGAUAGUAUGGAUGACGUAUCUGACGAGCACGAAAAUGAUGAUGAGGAAAAUGUAUGGUUAGAGCAAGAAGAAGAUAUCAAGCAGAGUGAUUACGUAAUUGUUAAUUUUCCCGGGAAAAAGAAAUUUUACAAAUAUGUUUGCAUUGUCCAAAAAGUCACACGGACAGAUAUUGAAGUUAUGGCUAUGAUGUGUUGUGAUCAAUCUAAAACAGUAUUUAAAGAAAACGAUAAUGAUAUCAGCACCAUCAGUAAAUCUCAAAUAGUUGAAGUCCUCCAUCCACCUAAAAUGAUUAUAACUGGUGAUAGAAUUAAGUAUAAAUUUGACGCGCCUUUGCAAGUUGAUGGAUAA
Parnassius mnemosyne (clouded apollo) is the source of this 2334-nucleotide messenger RNA. Lineage: Eukaryota; Metazoa; Arthropoda; Insecta; Lepidoptera; Papilionidae. The record is from the annotation of a GenBank genome assembly.